AUGGUUCAAUCUGCAGGAGUUCCACAGCUUUCAGAUAAUCAGGCUCCGCCAGGGAGACCCAGCUCGGCUACAGAGACAGACGUGAAUCUGAUUCACAAUACCCAGGCACCACCACCGCCCAAGGAAAGUGGCCCAAAUAAGAGGAGGAAAGCGAGAGUGAGGGGAAACAGCACCAGGCCCAAGAAGAGAAUGACGGACAGCAGGGGUGUUAGUGAUAGACCACUAGUGGAGAAGCAGGGGGUGUGUGAUGAGGGAAGCCCCUUACCUCCACCCCUCCGUAUCUCUUUAAAAAGCCUGUUGGCGGCGGAGAUGAAGCUAGUGUAUGGUGACGAGCAGCACAACAUUACCCAGCAGCCCUCCAAGUCCCCAGUCACCUCCUCGGCUUCACAAUUUAUGUGUCAAGCCUCUGAAAUAGUAGGUCCUCCAAGUGGACCUAAUCUCGGCUUUCUGCCUCAAAUUGACAAAUGGCUGGAUGUAGCCUUACAGGAUGCCGACUCAUACUACCAACAGAAGAAAUAUGGGAUCGCAGCCAGUCGUUUUACCACAGCUCUGGAGCUGUGUUCAAAAGGCGCUGCAGUUGAACAAUCUUUGCAUGCGAUGUAUGAAGACAUUUCUAAGGUUGCCAGUUUGAUUGAGUCCAGACUUGUUGCCUGUUACCUGAGACUGAAGAGACCGAAGAUAGCCCUCAACCACUCCCACAGAGCCAUCCAGCUAAACCCCAUCUAUUUCCGCCACCAUCUGCGCCAGGCCAUGGUGUAUCGACUGCUGGGGAACCCAUGUGCCGCGGCGAGGAGUGCCAUGAUUGCUGACUGGGUGUACUGGCUGUCCGGGGGCUCAGAUGAACACAUAAGCAAGCUCAUCAAACUGUAUUGGCAGGCUCUGUUGGACGAGGCGAUCAUCAUGGAGGAUGGUUUCUCUGUCAUGUACACCCCAUGCUCUGCUGGGGACUCCGUGGGGGAUUGCAUCGCCAAGGCUGAGGAGACCUUCAGGAAACAGAACCCUGCCUUCACAGACUACCUGUUCACAGACCCCAGUGGAGGUCACCUGCUGCCCCAGACCACAGACUGGAGCAAUCCCCCGUCCACCCAGCAGAAAUACGUCCUCACCCUGGGCUUCAGGAGGGGACAGGACGGCAGCUUCCUCAGCAAACUCACCAGCAGGACCUGCCCCUCUUUUACGGGACCCAGAGCCUCAUUCAGCUCCAGUAGCCCAGAGGACAUGGAGCGGGUGUGUGACACGUUCAGCAGGAGGAUCCUACCAGCCUUAGAUUUUAUUAAGUGCACCAAACUAGCUGUGGGUAUACGUUUACAUGCUUUGAGUGGAGGAAAACAAAACGGCAGCAGUAUUAACAGACGGCUAGGCAGCAGCGUUAAGAGACGGCUAGGCAGCAGCGUUAAGAGACGGCUAGGCAGCAGCGUUACCAGACGGCUAGGCAGCAGCGUUAAGAGACGGCAAGGCAGCAGCGUUAAGAGACGGCUAGGCAGCAGCGUUAAGAGACGGCUAGGCAGCAGCGUUAAGAGACGGCUAGGCAGCAGCGUUAAGAGACGGCAAGGCAGCAGCGUUAAGAGACGGCAAGGCAGCAGCGUUAAGAGACGGCAAGGCAGCAGCGUUAAGAGACGGCAAGGCAGCAGCGUUAAGAGACGGCAAGGCAGCAGCGUUAAGAGACGGCAAGGCAGCAGCGUUAAGAGACGGCAAGGCAGCAGCGUUAAGAGACGGCAAGGCAGCAGCGUUAAGAGACGGCAAGGCAUGAGACGGCUAGGCAGCACUGUGUAUUUGGCUAAGGUGUAUGUAAACGUCCGACUUCAGCUGUUUGAAAAAUGUGUGAUCAGUGAUCAACAGGGCCGAGUGAAAAGAGAGAAGGGGGUGUGGUUUACAAGUUUUAUUUUUCCCAUGUUUCCUUGUUUCACACAUGCUGUGUUUGUUCCAAGACAACAGGCAGGUUUUUCCCCAGGGUCUGGGCUUGUGGAGAGGCUGCAGUAUGCUGGCUACCUGGGACAGAUCCAACGCAGCAGGGAGCAGACCGUCAUCCUCCACCAGGCACUGGCUGAGCUCGCUGUCGCCCCCUACCUGCAGGACCUCAGCCACACAGAGACCUCACUGCUGCAGGCUCUAAUGGCAGACACCAUGGACACCCUUGAAGGAAGGCGGACUGAUAGAGAACGUGUGUGGAAUGAAAUGCAAAAGGUGGGGAUGUUGGAGGAUCUGUUGUUCCAACUGGAGGAGACCUAUCUGAAGAACAAGGCUCAGAGGGCCAGUAGGAAGCAGAGGGCCGGGGUCCAGGGGGCAGAGGGGAAAGCCAGAGGAAGACCCAAAGCCGGGGUCAAAAUAGAAGCCAAAGGAGGGGGUACAGUGGUGACGGACAAGGCCAAAGUCCGUCCCACUGAAACCCAGCAGGAGACAGCAGUAGCACCAAUGACCUUACCAGACCCAUGAUCUGCAGGCCAGGACAGUGGAGGCCCAAAGUCGUCGUCCUCCUCAAAAUGAAUGGACACCCUCCUCUCACAAAGCCUCAUCUUCAGUCCCAGCAUCUUUCACACCAUUACUCUAGGCUGGCAGAAAUAAAUGGACACUGCAGCCUUGCUUUCACUCUGAUUUAGGGUCUGUUUUUAACACUCCUCCUUGUUUACUCGUUAAGAUAGCGUCUCUAGCCCCACUUCUAGAUGAAAGACCUAGCUGAUUCAAACGUGUGGGAGUGUUCAAUGUAUACACAAUGAGAUGUUUUCAUGUUUAAACUCGCUAAUUUAUGAUUGUUCAUGCAAGUUGUAAUAUGACAGAUGGUUUGUAAACACAAACAAAUCCAUAUGGGUUUUUUUCCACUCAAUCCUUAGGAGGAAAAGAAAGGUGAUUGAAAUAAAACAAACAUGCUUCCUCCUGAAGUAGCUAGCUGGAAACCGCAGCAUACACACUUUGUCUACAGUAUGAUGACCAUGUUACUACAGUCUGGAGUAUCACAGUCAUUUCAAUGCCAAAUGUGCAGUUCGGGGAUUGAUCGGGCAGGGCAAAACCUUGUGAGUGAACACAAUCAGUGGGGCCCUCGUCACUCACGUGCCCACGGCUGAUCCAUCAACUGGCCGGUCAGCACCGGCUUCCCAAAGUAGUUCCUCUGAGACAGCCAAUCAGAGGCGCUCUGUGCUAUCGACAGCUGCUUUCUCUCUCCUGUUAUCUACUCUCUCUGGGAAAACAAAGGCUGGUCUCUCUCUUUUUCCUUACUACUGCUGAAUAAUCCACAUUUCCCUAUUUGAGGAUUCAUUCAGGGUUCCUACUCUACAGUACAGUGUUUAUCUCUAUCUCUCUCUCAUCCCACCCUCCAUCUGUCUCUUGCUUCCUCCGUUUCCAUUCAGAUGGGUGCUUAAUACCUUGGGGAUUCUGUUGACACCCGAGUCGGCAUAAGCAAUGUUGUGAUCAGCAAUAUGGGCAUGAAUUAUUUUAUUUGCUGAAUAAAUUAAUGACAUUUAUUGAGUGGUCGGGGAGAGAAAACGUUGGCAUAGGUACUCUAUUGGCAUCUUUAAAAGAUUAGUUAUGCCCGGUGCAGUUUCCAAUUGGUAAAUAAUUAUUAUAAUCCAUGCAUAUUUAAUGAACACAUUGAAGGCCAUAGCCUUGUUUUUCACUUUUGUGUAAAGCUCUUUAUAUGAAAAUGGUUAGAAUGGCGAUAUAGGAAUGCUAAUGUGGUUAGUUAUUUUUUUUGUGUUUUAAUUAGUGCACUGUUUUGCAGUGUUGCCUCACUGCCUGUUGUUGCCCCACUGCCUGUUGUUGCCUCACUGUUGCUAACACAGUUUUGUGGCACACUUGACAUGGGUUCACACUGAUGCCUGGUUCAGAAUUGGUCAGUUGAUGUCUAUUAGCUGCUGGAGUUGAUGUAGAGUGGAAGAGGUCAUGGAGUCUACUGAGUAGAAUGGAACUGUCAUGGCGAUGGUGUGGUCACGUUUUUCACCGUUUUUACUAAUUGGUGUGCGAGCAUCAAGUACCAAAUGUAAUUAUUUGUUGUUGAAUGAAGAACCACGUCUUGACAGACCAGGGCCCGGUUUCCCGAUAGCGAUGGAACUUAUUCUUACAAGUGUUUUACGAUGCAUCUUUCAUAUAUUUUAAAACAUAUAUUAUUAGCCCAUCCAACACACCCCCUCUUCAGAUGACAAAAUAGCUUUUUAAGUUUUUACAGCUUUUUUGUUACGUGUGUGUAUGUAUAUAUGUAUACACACACACACACACACACACACACUACCGUUCAAAGGUUUGGGGUCACUUAGAAAUGUCCUUGUAUUUGAAAGAAAAGCAAAAAAGAAUUGUCCAUUAUAACAUCAAAUUGAUAGAAAUACAGUGUAGACAUUGUUAAUGUUGUAAAUGACUAUUGUACCUGGAAAUGGCUGAUUUUUAAUAUCUACAUAGACCCAUUACCAGCAACCAUCACUCCUGUGUUCCAAUGGCACGUUGUGUUAGCUAAUCCAAGUUUAUCAUUUUAAAUGGCUAAUUGAUCAUGAGAACCCUUUUGCAAUUAUGUUAGUACAGCUGUAAACUGUUGUUUUGAUUAAAGAAGCAAUAACACUGGCCUUCUUUAGACUAGUUGAGUAUCUGGAGCAUCAUCAUUUGUCGGUUCAAUUACAGGCUCAAAAUGGCCAGAAACAAAUCACUUUCUUCUGAAAGUUGUCAGCCUAUUCUUGUUCUGAGAAAUGAAGGCUAUUCCAUGUGAGAAAUUGCCACGAAACUGAAGAUCUUGUACAAUACUGUGUACUAGACCCGUCACAGAACAGCGCAAACUGGUUCUAACCAGAGAGGAGUGGGAGGCCCCGGUGCACAACUGAGCAAGAGGACAAGUACAUUAGUCUGUAGUUUGAGAAACAGAUGCCUCACAAGUCCUCAACUGGCAGCUUCAUUAGAUAGUACCCGCAAAACACCAGUCUCAAAGUCAACAGUUCCUCUGUCCAGUGCCUGUGUUGUUCUGCCCAUAAUCUUUUAUUUUUAUUGGCCAGUCUGAGAUGUGGCUUUUUCUUUGAAACUCUGCCUAGAAGGUCAGCAUCCUUGAGUCGCCUCUUCACUGUUGACGUUGAGACUUUUGCGGGUACUGUUUAAUGAAGCUGCCAAUGAACCUGCCAGUUGAGGACUUGUGAGGUGCCUGUUUCUCAAACUAGACACUCUAAUGUACUGUACUUGUCCUCUUGCACCAGUAAAGCACCAUCACACCUCCUCCUCCAUGCUUCACGGUGGGAAACACAUGCAGAGAUCAUCCAUUCACCGACUCAGCGUCUCAUUUGGAAUCAUACCAAAGCAGUGGAGGUUCUAGAUUGUAUGGCUCCCUG
Molecule: messenger RNA, 5291 nt
Organism: Oncorhynchus nerka (sockeye salmon)
Lineage: Eukaryota; Metazoa; Chordata; Actinopteri; Salmoniformes; Salmonidae
Product: spermatogenesis-associated protein 16
Exons: 11
Coding region: 1-2433 (810 amino acids)
Biological process (GO): spermatogenesis
Cellular component (GO): Golgi apparatus
Molecular function (GO): protein binding
Source: RefSeq, a predicted model, not a curated record